This is a messenger RNA of Drosophila busckii, 2771 nucleotides long. Its product is annotated as unc-112-related protein. Gene Ontology annotation, biological process: cell-matrix adhesion; integrin-mediated signaling pathway. The record is from RefSeq and is a predicted model, not a curated record. Gene Ontology annotation, cellular component: cell-substrate junction. NCBI's taxonomy places the organism in Eukaryota, Metazoa, Arthropoda, Insecta, Diptera, Drosophilidae. Gene Ontology annotation, molecular function: integrin binding. The coding region runs from base 369 to 2492 and encodes 707 amino acids. The transcript is spliced from 2 exons.
AGUUAUUUAAAUGCAUUAAAAAUCAAUAAAUGCGCCAGCAUAACGCUUCAUGCUGCUAAACAUAUUGCUGUGUAACUAAUUCAAUUGAAGUUUAAUCACUUGGCGAACCCAAAAUAAAAAAACAGACGAGAAGAGAAAUGUUGCUCCAAUUUCUUAAGUGAAAUCCAAUCAAUGCAAUUGAUGCGCAACCGGAAUUAUUACAACAUCUGUAAAUUGCCCGCAUUCAACUGCUGUUUAUUUUCGUUGCAUUUGUAGCCGACGGUAGACGUGGGUGCCAGCACAAGGACGUUUGACGUCUGGCAGAUUAAGGGCAGACAAAUACUGACGUCAACAGCUAUAUCUAAUUUUAAAUAAACACUGCUGCCAUUAUGAUUCACGUUGGCGAUAAUACAUGGAAUCUGCGUAUUUAUAUAACGGACCUCGCCUUGGAGCGCACGUUGCGCGUGCGCGGUGAUCAGCACCUGGGCAGCAUUAUGCUGCAGCUUGUUGAUCCCGAGAAUCCCAAGGACUGGUCCGAUCAUGCGCUCUAUUGGCCAGCCAAGAACAUCUGGCUGUCGCGAACGCGCGCCACGCUCGACCAAUGCGGCGUGCAGGCGGACAACCUGUUGCACUUUACACCCAUGCAUAAGAUGUUGCGUGUGCAGCUGCCGGAUUUGCGUUACAUUGAUUGUCGUGUCGAUUAUUCGGUGAAGACAUUUGCAGCUGUGGUGAAUCUCUGCAAGCAGUUGGACAUACGUUAUCCGGAGGAGCUGUCGCUGUGCAAGCCGCUGGAGGCCGAGCAUCUGAAGAAAAACUUUGCACAAAUGCCGCAUCUGAAGCGUGUGCCUAUUGCCGAACCGGAUGGCACAACGUACUUGCAGCCAGCGCUAGAUACCAAUUCAUUUGUACCCAUUAAUUCAGCCUUCAAUGGCGGCAGUAAUGGUAGCCUGGACAAACCCUCAUCACCUGGCAUGUUCUUCUGUGCACCGCUAUCACCACACAAUGUGGCCGCACGGCGCUCGCCCACACCAAACCAUACGCCAGGUCAGUGGAAACCCACACACACUGGUUAUGGCACCUAUGAUUCGUCGUCAAGCUUGGGCGAUUUCCAGGAGAACUUGGCCAGCUCACCACACACGCUGAGCUCCGAAAUGCGUGCGCGCCUCUUGCGUCCCAAAUCGCUGGUGGAGAAGGCUCGUCUUAAUGUCAGCUGGCUGGAUAGCUCGUUGUCGAUUAUGGAGCAAGGCAUACGUGAAUACGAUACGCUCUGUCUUCGCUUCAAGUACUACACGUUUUUUGAUCUGAAUCCCAAAUAUGAUCAAGUGCGCAUCAAUCAGCUGUACGAGCAGGCCAAGUGGUCUAUACUCAAUGAGGAGCUAGACUGCACUGAGCAAGAGAUGCUCAUGUUUGCCGCACUGCAGUUUCAGGUGAAUCACCAAGUGCCAUUGCCGCCGCUUGCCAAUGUCGAUUCGGGCAUAGAGAGCUCCAGUCAAGAGAAUGAAGAUGAUGACAUUGACUCCGCCUUGAAUGAGCUACAAAUAACGCUGGAGGGUAAGAAUGCGCAAAAUGUAAACAUAACACGCAUACCCGAGCUCUCGGAUUAUCUGCGUUUUCUCAAGCCGCAGCGCUUUACCUUACGAGGUUAUAAGCGUUACUAUUUCACCUAUCGUGACCUGCACUUGCAUCUCUACAAAAGCGCUGAGGACUCACGUCGCACUGCGCCCUCAAUAAGCAUUAACUUGCGGGGAUGCGAAGUAACCCCGGACGUGAAUCUUGCGCAGGGCAAGUAUGCCAUAAGGCUGGAGGUGUCUCCUGAAGAUCGCCAUGGACCCAAUAGCGAGGUCUGGGUGCGCUGCGAAAAUGAACAGCAGUAUGCCAAGUGGCUGGCCGCUUGUCGUUUGGCGGCCAAGGGACGCUCUCUAGCGGACAGCUCCUAUGACAGCGAGGUCGAUGCAAUUUUGUCGCUGCUACAAAUGCAACGUCCCAUGCAUGGAGUGCAUGUUAACAUUGAUCCACGCUCUGUGGAUGCGGUGGAUUACCUGGCGCCCAAGAUUUUGCGCAAGUUGUCCAACAAGGCGGUGCAUCGCAUAUUGGAAGCGCAUUCCAAUGUUCGAGAGAUGACCCAAUUGGAGGCGAAGUUAAAAUAUAUACAAGCCUGGCAAUCUCUGCCAGACUUUGGCGUUUCGCUGUUUGUCAUUAAAUUCGAUGGUCAUCGCAAGGAGGAGCUGCUGGGCGUGGCACAUAAUCGCGUCAUGCGUAUGGACUUACAUACGGGCGAUCACAUCAAGACCUGGCGUUACAACAACAUGAAGGCUUGGAACGUCAACUGGGGCAUAAAGUGCAUGAUGAUUCAGUUCAAUGAUGAGAAUGUUGUAUUCUCUUGCCACUCCGCCGACUGCAAGGUUGUGCAUGAGUUUAUUGGCGGCUAUAUAUUCAUGUCCAUGCGAUCGAAGGACAACAAUCAAACACUUAAUGAGGAGCUCUUCCACAAGCUGACGGGUGGCUGGGCUUAAAUACUGCUAAAUAAUUGCAAUGAUAAUAUAGAUUUGACAAACGUUUUAUUGUUGACUGUGCCCAUGCUGACCAUACCCAAUACUCACAAUUUUAAUGCAAUUUUAAUUAAUUUAAUUUUUUGUAACCUUUUUAAGCGUUUUUAACUAAUCCCAUGGAUUUAACCUAUUUAUAUAUCCAAAGGCCCUUUUGCCUGCCUAACUGUACUGACUAAGCCUUUGUUGUGGCCUUUUUACAACUAACUCUUAAGCAAUAAUAAAAAAUAUUAGCACAUUUUAACA